AGACACACUGCUGACAUGAUGUUUCCUCAAUCAAGGCACUCGGCGUCUUCUCAGUCCGGUCAACCUCUGAAGUUCACCACCUCCGACUCCUGUGACCGCAUCAAGGAUGAGUUCCAGUUCCUCCAAGCACAGUACCACAGUUUGAAGUUGGAGUGCGACAAACUGGCCUCUGAAAAGUCCGAGAUGCAGCGUCACUAUAUCAUGUACUAUGAAAUGUCCUACGGGCUGAACAUUGAAAUGCACAAACAGGCCGAAAUAGUGAAGAGACUGAAUGGGAUCUGUGCUCAGGUGCUGCCGUACCUGUCGCAGGAGCACCAACAGCAAGUUAUGGGCGCCAUAGAGAGAGCCAAGCAGGUCACACCUCCUGAGAUGAACUCCAUCAUCAGGCAACAGCUGCAGGUGCAACAUCUGUCCCAGCUCCAGGGCCUGGCCCUGCCUGUGACCCCGCUGCCCCUGGGCCUCACCCCCCCCUCCCUGCCCGCCGUCUCCUCCAGCUCCGGCCUGCUCUCCCUCUCCUCCAUCCUGGCCAACUACUCUCACGGCCAGCCGCCGACAGUGAAGGAGGACAAGGCCAGAGAAGCCGCCGAGAGAGCGCCCAGGGGAGAGGAUGGAGACAAGUCAGACUAG
This is a messenger RNA of Menidia menidia (Atlantic silverside), 627 nucleotides long. The record is from the annotation of a GenBank genome assembly. Lineage: Eukaryota; Metazoa; Chordata; Actinopteri; Atheriniformes; Atherinopsidae.